Mytilus trossulus (common blue mussel) is the source of this 2142-nucleotide messenger RNA. Its product is annotated as kelch-like protein 24. Gene Ontology annotation, molecular function: protein binding. Lineage: Eukaryota; Metazoa; Mollusca; Bivalvia; Mytilida; Mytilidae. Bases 149 to 1972 code for a protein of 607 amino acids. The record is from RefSeq and is a predicted model, not a curated record. The transcript is spliced from 3 exons.
UUAUUUAUGUUUUCCAUCAGGAAACAAAGACACGAAAGACAGAAAAAACCACUUAAAUUCCAAUCUUAUAAAAAUCCUGAAUAUUAGAUAGCCAGAUAAUAAUGAAAGCUUUAAUAAAAAGCCUUGUUUGAGGUUAUCAGGAAUCGACAUGAGCAUGGAGCCAGGCAAAAUGCGUUACUUGGAUACAUUGACAGAUGGUUUGGAUAAUUUACUAUCAACUGGACAGCAUUCUGAUAUAGAGGUGAUUGUUGAUGAUCGGUCAUUCCAUUGUCAUAAGGUCAUUCUUAGUGCAAUGUCGCCAUACUUUGAAGCAAUGUUUUCCCAUGACAUGAGAGAAAAUCGUGAUGGAGUAGUCAAACUAUAUGAUAUUGAGGCAGAAAUAUUUGAAAAAAUAUUGCAGUUCCUGUAUACUGGCAAAGAUGUUGUUUCAGAAGAAAAUGCUGAGAUGAUAUUCCGAGCUGCAUCUCUGAUGCAGAUUCCAUGUUUACAAGCUACUUGUGCAGACUUCCUACUAACGCAAGUCUCGCCAGAUAACUGUAUCGGCAUAUGGAAAAUAGCUCAAUCUCACAAUUGUGAAAAACUAAAACAAACAUCAUUCAUGUUUAUUUUAGAAAACUUUCAAGUAAUAUCGACAACCGAAGAUUUUCUAAAUUUAGAUCUGGAUGAACUAGUUGGAAUAAUUAAAUCAGAUCUUUUGAUCACUCAUUCAGAAGAACUUGUAUGUGAUAUUGCUUUGGAGUGGAUCAACCAUGAUAAAGAAUCUCGUCAAAAUUCCGCUGGAAAAAUUCUAGAAGUUCUUAGACUUCCCCUAUUAUCAGCUAGCUAUCUGUGCCAUACUUUUGAGAGUAAUGAUUACUUGCAAAAUGAUCCUGAGUGUAAAACUGUGAUACAGGAAGCCAUGAAGUACCAUACAUGCCCUACUAAACGUCAAGAUUUUACCUCCCAUAGAUCAACACAUAGAUACAAUAGUAAAACCAAUGAUUGUAUUAUUAUUAUUGGUGGAUUGCUGUCCACUACACCAAGGUACCAAACAACAAAGGAGGUAUUAUGUUACAGUUUUCAGCAGGAGAAAUGGUUUAACCUCCCAUCCCUGCCUUAUGAUCCAGGUUAUGAGUUUGCUACAUGUACAUAUGGUAGCAGUAUAUUUGUAUCUGGUGGAUGGCUGAAACUCCAAGGACUAGCAGAGUAUAAAACCCAUAAGAACAAAUGGAAAGUAUGUCCUCAGAUGACCAAUGGUAGAUGUGGUCAUGUAAUGGUGUCAGUAAACAACUCCAUCUUUGUUCUGGGGGGACGGGAUGGGGUCAUACCUGCCAUGACAAACAUAGAGGAAUAUAACCUGCUGACAAACAAGUGGACAACAGUAGGUGAUCUCCCCUUAGGUGUUAGGUCAACGUCUGCAGCAGCCAUUGGAGAAAAGAUUUAUGUUUUUGGAGGAAUUAUAGAGUCAGACAAAGACACAAUGUCUGUGCAAUGUUUUGACACACGACACCAUACUGUGACAGUUUGUGGAGAUUUGCCAUUUUCUUGCAGAUUGACCAGAACUUUUGCAUUGGACACUGCAGUUUAUGUCAUGGCUCCCGAUGGGAGAGUGAUACAGUUUUGUGAUUCGUCAUUGAACAUUAUCACCAAGUUUCAGGCAAGAAGAUUAAGGACAAGUUCAAGUGGAUCUGACAGCAAUGUCAUUGAACCACCCAAUGCACCCACCACUUGUCAUGGGAAACUUGUUUGUAAGUUACCAAACUUUAGUCAGCAUCAUUUUGAAGUUGUGCAGUAUCGUGGCCACAUCUUACUCGUAGGUGGCAAGACUCCAGACAAUACAAUACUCAAAAAUAUCAUGGUUGCCGAUAUUCAUGACAAAGGGGAUGCCAAUGACCUGUUCAAUGACCUUGAAAUGCCCUCUGCACGUUGGUGUUUUGGAUGUAUAAGGGCUGUUAUAAACAAGGAUUUUCUCAACAAUGAGCUUUAUGUUUGAAAUUUACUUAGAGACUUUGAUAUUGUUUUUGUUUCCAUAUUUUGUCCCCAAAUAUCUUCUCUGCUUUUAGAUUUUGUCAUUGUGAUAGCAUUAAAAAUGACUAUUGCUGGUUCUGUCAUAUUAAAAGAAAACAACAACUUUGCAUAUGCAUUGAUUUUUGUCAAAUCAGC